AUGAAAAAUCUGUUACUGCAGGCUACCAAACACUGGGAGGAUGUGGUCACUGAAGCUGAUGAGUCAGUCACAGUACAGUCCCCGUUCUACAUAUUUGUAGAGCGCUGGGACGAGCACGAGAAAGUAUGCGAAGCAAAAGACACAGACAGUGAGUCUGAGAAGCAAGCAAGAGCAGACUUGAAGGACCUGAUGGUGUACAUCAAGAAGUCGGAGAGUCUAAAAAUGUACUUCCGAAGCCGAGAGACCAUCACGACCAAACGAAGGAUCAAGUUCCGGUUUCUCUGGACACUCUUUGGCCACAAAACACAAGUAUAUGCCAGAUCAUACAUGGGCCAGAUGCAAAAGUUUGAAGUCCACACUUCUUCUGCGCCUGGAUAUAAGAACGCUUUCAGGAUCAGAUGCACAGCAUUUGAUUGGGAUGGAACCAAAUUCGCUGCAUUCACGUAUGUAUUCACCAUCAAGGAGUACGAGAACGAGGUCCCUAUCGAUUCCUUGGAUGUCUUUCCGACACAAUACUACGAGGGCAAAGACACGCAACUCAGCAGUGAGCAAUUGCAGAAGAACCUCAUCGAGCGUGGCCGUAAAUAUGUCGAGCUGUGCACGCAGGAUCCAGCAAAGUUUCAGUGCCAUUAUGAAGGCACAGCACAGGUUACACCUACCAUGCGACACAGGUUAACGAAACAGGCGCGUAACGCGGAUGGAUUAGUGGACGAGUCAGACUCUCGUCAGCUGCCGUACGAUGACUUGGACGUGAACGUAACUCCGAUUGAAAUGGUGGGCAGCCAGAGCCAAGUGAUCAUCGACAACUUCUCGUUCCUCCAUUCGGAGCAGAAUCCCAUGAAACACAACAACAUGCCGCCUUUGGGCAAGAAGAUACCGACUUCGCCCUCAGGCUGUCUGUGUCCAGUGUGUAGAGCCUCGGUGACCCAGCAGUGGAAGCCAGAUCCGAUGCUCGAGCCUUCCGAGGCUGCAUCAAAGUUCGCAGCAGACGAAACUCGACUUCAGCUCCUGCCACCCAGGCUGCUAGGAUUCGCACUCAAAGAAAAGCUAUGGGGCCAGUUCCUUGUCGAUAACGUCAAGAGUAGCGCACCAAAAGACGACAAAACCCGCGAAGGACCAUUCUGGAAAGACCUCGAAUUGGAAAGAGAGUCUAAGGAGCUACUCUGGGCGUUCAUGCAGCAGCACAAGGUCACUGCUACGCUGAGUAGCACCAAUAAGGGCAACAGUGCUGGUGCAGAGAGUUCCGAAUCGAAGUCAAAAAGCAUCGACAUCAUCGAAGGGAAGGGCCAGGGAUUAGUGAUCCUCUUGCACGGUCCACCUGGUGUUGGCAAGACGUUGACAGCGGAGACUAUCGCCUUGACAACAGGACGCCCACUCCUAACGGUCUCUGUUGCAGAGAUCGGUGUCACAGCGCAAGAGGCCGAGAAAUCCCUAACGCCGGUAUUCGCCGAUGCUGCUCGCUGGGAGGCCGUACUCCUGAUGGACGAGGCUGAUGUGUUUGUGGAGGAAAGGGUGAAAGGAGAUCUGCAAAGAAACGCUCUGGUAUCAGUUCUUUUGCGUUGCCUGGAAUACUACAAAGGCAUCAUCAUCUUGACCACCAACCGAGCUCGCACUAUCGACAAUGCGCUUCAGUCUCGAAUUCAGCUUGCGAUACGCUACAAGGACCUCACAACUGACCAAAAGAUCCGGAUCUAUAAGAACAAGCUAGAGUACCUGCCAGCCGAGGAAUUCGAAGACAAAGCAGCACUGCUAGACGCUCUAGAAUAUUCUCCACUCGUUGCCAAAGCCAAUAAGACCAACGGGAGACAGAUCAGAAAUAUCGUGACUUACGCAAGGGCGCUUGCUAAGAGCGAGGGCGGACGACUAACGAUCAAGCACCUGAAUAGGGUAGACCAAGUGACUUCGGAUUUCACUGAGAGUAUGAAAGAAGUGUUUACCAGACAGCGUGCAAGGAACGAAGUCGAUUUUGUGGAUUGA
This is a messenger RNA of Boeremia exigua, 1977 nucleotides long. RefSeq lists its product as uncharacterized. Gene Ontology annotation, molecular function: ATP binding; ATP hydrolysis activity. The record is from RefSeq and is a predicted model, not a curated record. Lineage: Eukaryota; Fungi; Ascomycota; Dothideomycetes; Pleosporales; Didymellaceae. Bases 1 to 1977 code for a protein of 658 amino acids. The transcript has 2 exons.